CUAUCUGUCAUCAUGUCUUUUCAGGUUCGAAAGUUUGCUGGUCAAAUUGUCAGCCGAGUGACAAGCAUUUACGUCUGUCACUCGCGUAAAAUACUCUCGAAUAAUGGAUUCUGUAGUACAAGUUUCUUCCAGGCAGGACAAAGCACAUUCCAUACUUCUAUGUCUCCAUUGCUGCCUGACAGCUCUGAGAUAAGUCGUUAUCCAAUACCACCCAGAGAGAGCCUUCCAGAAGAUGUUCAAAGGACUAUGAAUGAAGUUGAAGAAAAGGGAGGUUUUUUACCAAAUGUGUUUCAAACUCUCUCAUACAGACCGGAUGAAUUCAGAGCAUUCUUCAAUUACUACGAUGUGUUGAUGGCCACAGAUAGAGGAAACUUGACGAAGGCAGACAAAGAGAUGAUAGUUGUGGCAACCAGUUCAAAGAACAACUGCUUGUACUGUAUCAUAGCUCAUGGAGCCUUGCACAGGAUCUAUUCUAAAAAUCCAGUAUUGGCUGAUCAAAUUGCAGCCAACUGGCGUACUGCGGACUUGGAUGAGCGUCAGAGGGCAAUUCUGGAAUUUGCGAUGGAUGUGGCAAAUUGUGAAGCACCGUCUGAAGAUAGGCUCAAGAACUUAGAGAAGCAUGGAUUGGAUAGAGAUGAUGCCUGGGACAUAGGAGCUAUUACAGCAUUUUUUGCUAUGUCCAACAGAAUGGCAUUCGUAACAAAUAUGAAACCUAAUGAAGAAUUUUAUAUGUUGGGAAGAAUGCCUCGUGAAAAAAACUCCUAGAUUUUUAAUUUGACGACUUGGAUUUGGAAAUCAAAUGAAGAUCUCUAUUAUUAUGUAUGUCAAUGUUUUAUCAGUGUGGCAGCAGAUUGGUUGUCUCCCCUGAUUAAUUGUACAUUUAGUGUUGAGAGCCAUGCUUUUUAUGAAAACUCAUUUUAUUGUCUGACUUUUUUGUAACAGCAGGCAUCAUUUGACAAACUCUCAGCUCACAGCUGAGGGUGAUACUGCUGGCACUGGGCAAGGAAAACGUGUAGAAAAUAUUGUUCACUGCUGGGAGUUAGAAUCUGAAUGCUAUAAACAAUAUCCAGAACAGAGAGAUUCAUAGCAGCAUAGCUGGGCUAUCUUCAUUUUUUUCUCUCUUUUUUUUUUUUAAAAUUAAUUUUGACAUUCUUACGUCAAUGGAAUAAAUCAGUGGUGUUUAGUAGUAGUAUAAGCAGUGCACUGUAUUGGCAUAUGUGCAUUUAAUCAGUCAUUGGGUUAUUGAACAGGAGCUUCUAUACUGACGACCUUUGCACUGACAAUGACGUGCAAUGUGAUACACUUAGAAUCAAGGUACUAGUAUUAUAUAUAAAAUUUUAACCUUAAAUUAAACUUUUAUUGUAGCAUGUAUUCAGGUGCAUUUUAGUAGCUGGAGAAAACAAUCAAGUAACAAUGAACAAAGGCACGUAGUUUUGAUUGCACAUGUACCGAUGUGGAGGAGGCGAGAUAUGUAUAUAGUGUAUUUAAAUUUAAAAUUGAGAUUUCUAAGUUAGAGUAUAACACACAGCAUAUUUAAAAACACUUUGUAAUUAUAAAAGAACAAUAUAAAAAACCCUUGAAAAAAUGUGGACUCCCAGUGUUCAUGCUUUAAUAACAACAAUGUCCUUCAGAACAUCCUUGUAGCACUAAUAGUAAAUUUAGACUACUUCCAUAUUGGAUCAAAUUCCAAUUGGUGAUCAAGUUCAAAUUGCUGAUCCAUUUGGUGAUCCAAUUCACCUAAUAAACAAAUACAAUAAAUCGCCUUAUUCCAAGUUUUGGCCACUUUUUAGUCAAGUUAUGCUCAUUAUGACUGAUGUGGUUAGUUAGACUGGAAAAUGUUGCUCUGGGUGUUAAUUUCUUGAAGUCUGUUACAUAAUUUUGUAAUUUCAAAUUCAUGAACUAAAUGUGAUGGAAUGGCCAGUGGAAGAGAAAUUUGCUUGUUUGUGUGGGGUUUGACCAUCUCUCUGAAGAGUUCCAUUGAAGCCUCACUUAACUGCCACUCCUGAUUUGACCAGGGGAGUGAUAUAACUCCUGAUAUGACCAGGGUCCGGUUUCAUGAAGCUCACUUAGCUAAGUAAGCCCUUAACUACAAUGGCUUAGCUACCAUAAGCUAAGUGCACUUAGCUAAGGGUAACUUAACACUAAGUAAGCUUCAUGAAACUAGCUCGUGUCAUUGUAUGCUCACACCAAACAUGAGACUCCAUCCAGUCACAUAAUACAAGACAUAUAGACAGAGACACCACAACCCAAUCACACAGUAAACUGACCCAGGUAUGACAACUCAAUAACUGCGUGUAUUGGCUCCAGAUGAGACACCCCACCCAGUCACAGUACAGGACACCAAACUCGGUUUCAAAGUAUACUGAAACCAGACACUAUGGCUCAUCCAGACAAGUAUACAGGAACCAGGUAAGAAGGCCUGCCCAGUCAAUAUACUGACACCGGCUAUGACACCCCAUGCAUCCAGUCAUAGUAUACAAUACGCAGACACCAGACAUUCCCUGUACAACAUCUGAACAUGGCACUGUCUAACUAAAUGCACAUCACAU
Molecule: messenger RNA, 2549 nt
Organism: Liolophura sinensis
Lineage: Eukaryota; Metazoa; Mollusca; Polyplacophora; Chitonida; Chitonidae
Exons: 5
Coding region: 13-765 (250 amino acids)
Molecular function (GO): peroxiredoxin activity
Source: RefSeq, a predicted model, not a curated record